AUGCAGUUGUGUGUGCGAGGACAGAAAACCCUUUACAUAGAGUGCGAUGAGAACCAAACUAUUGGAGAAAUUAAGAAACGUCUCGCUAGUUUGGAAUCUUUCAAGAUAUCCGAAAUAAGUCUUUUCGCUGCCGGUGUACCAGUACUGGACGAUAGCUUGGUGUUAUCAUUCGGCGAUGUAGAUAUCGAAUUGACCGUAGGACUUCCUGGAGGCAAAGUUCACGGCUCUUUGGCUCGUGCUGGUAAAGUGAGAGGGCAGACACCGAAGGUUGAAAAGCAGAAGAAGAAAAAGAAGAAGACGGGGAGAGCGAAGAAAAGAGAACAGUAUAAUAAGCGAUUCAAUAAUGUAAUUACGUAUGGACCAAGAAGAGGGCCCAACUCAAAUGCUGAUCGUGCUCUACUGUGAAUUGUGUCGAUCAUGU
Messenger RNA from Leptinotarsa decemlineata (Colorado potato beetle), 421 nucleotides. RefSeq names its product ubiquitin-like FUBI-ribosomal protein eS30 fusion protein. Gene Ontology annotation, molecular function: structural constituent of ribosome. Lineage: Eukaryota; Metazoa; Arthropoda; Insecta; Coleoptera; Chrysomelidae. The record is from RefSeq and is a predicted model, not a curated record. Gene Ontology annotation, cellular component: ribosome; cytosolic small ribosomal subunit. Gene Ontology annotation, biological process: translation.